This is a messenger RNA of Corythoichthys intestinalis (scribbled pipefish), 740 nucleotides long. RefSeq names its product SIVA1, apoptosis-inducing factor (gene siva1). Lineage: Eukaryota; Metazoa; Chordata; Actinopteri; Syngnathiformes; Syngnathidae. The record is from RefSeq and is a predicted model, not a curated record. Bases 72 to 575 code for a protein of 167 amino acids. The transcript has 4 exons. Gene Ontology annotation, biological process: extrinsic apoptotic signaling pathway. Gene Ontology annotation, molecular function: CD27 receptor binding.
UUCUACUGCAUAACAUUUUUCCCGCAACUUGCGGAUUGUGGAAUACCAACCGAAGUUUUGCUGCUGCUAACAUGCCCAAGCGAGCAUAUCCGUUCACGGAAACCUUCUCGUCCCAGUACAAAAUACAUGUUGGGCAGCAUGAGCUGAAUAACUCCAGUGUGUUUGGGAAUAAAUACAGGAAAGAAAUCUACGAAAAGACGAAGAACCUGCUUUUCAAUGGCGCCAAGGCUAUGGUUGAUAAAAUAUGGUCCGGCGACGAGAAAACCAACGAGCCUGAGUCAACUAGACAAGAGACUGUCGAAAGCAGCCACACUCUCUUAAGAGGACAGACUUUAAUAGGCACUGACGGAAGACUUACUAAAGCCACAAAAACUCAAGGGCCUCCUCCAACUGGCUGCUACGUUUGUCAGAGGAGUGCAUCAUGCCGGACAUCUUGCUCGCUGUGUGAACGACUUGUCUGCUCCCCCUGCAGCCGACAGUGCUCCAACUGCUCCAGCCUCUGCUGUUCAGUCUGUACCAUCAUUGAUUACAGUGGACGUUAUGAUGAAGUGCUCUGCUGCAGUUGUUCCACAUAAUGGAAGUCCAGCUCACAGAUGAUGAGUUUAUGCUUGAAAACGCGAUGUCCUCACUUACUCAGACUGCAUUUUUAAAAAUGAUAAUAGUCCUUUCUUUAUCUUAUCUAAAUGUGUGUAAUGUAUAGAGCUAUAUUGAAAUAAACUUGAACAUUUUUUAUACCAUUA